AUGGCGUUGGGUAACGACGAGGCAGUAACACUAGUAACAAAUAUAGAAUAUGGCCCAAGAGGAAUCUCCGAUCACUCACCGAUCGAGUUGACAAUAAAAGCUAGGGGUAAAUGGUACCCCAAUGAAUGGAAAAUUAGCCCUCACUGGCUCGAGCUAAUGAGUGAACACAGUAUGGUGAUGUCUGCUCUCAAAGAAUUUCUACAGAUAAAUGUGGGAACUGCAUCAGUGGGGGUGGUAUGGGACACCCUAAAAGCUCACCUCCGAGGUCUCCUGAUUCAAAAGAUAGCAGGGAUUAAGAGGAAGAACAGGGAGGGAGAGAGCGAGAUAAGGAAGCAGUUGUUACAGGCAGAGAAGAGAUACUUUGAAGCCCCAACCUCGCACAGUUUAAAAGAGUGCUCCAAGAGGAGAGAGGGGACCGAAGGACCGGGAAAUUUUCUCCUGGGAAUGUCCGUUCUGACCCUGUCGGAGGAAGAUAACAUUGAUAUGGAGGCGCCAAUUACUCUAGAUACAAGCUUUUCCUGUACUGAGUGCGGGAAAUGUUUUGUACAAAAAUCAGAACUUGUCAAGCAUCAGAGAUCUCACACAGGGGAGAAGCCAUUUUCCUGUCCUGAGUGUGGAAAAUGUUUUUCGGUUAAGUCAAAUCUUUAUCGUCAUCAGAGAUCGCACAAAGGUGAGAAGCCGUAUUUCUGUCCUGAGUUCAGGAAACGUCUUCCUCGGAGGUCUUGCACAGGAGUAAAGCCGUACUCCUGUAAUGAGUGCGGGAAAUGUUUUUCACAUACGUCCAGCCUUUACAUACAUCAGAGACUGCACAAAGGUGAGAAGCUGUAUCCCUGUUCUGAAUGUAGUAAAUGUUUUGUACAAAAAUCAGAGCUGGUCAUACAUCAGAGAUCUCACAUGGGGGAAAAGGCGUACUCCUGUAAUGAGUGUGGGAAAUGUUUUACACAUAAAUCAAAACUUGUCAGACAUCAAAGGACUCACACAAAGGAAAAACCGUAUUCCUGUUCUGAGUGCGAGAAAUGUUUUUCACAGAAGUCCAAUCUUUACAGACAUCAAAGAUCUCACACGGGAGAAAAGCCGUAUUCCUGUCCUGAGUGUGGGAAAUGUUUUUCAGAAUCGUCCAGUCUUUAUAAUCAUCAAAGACUGCACACGGGGGAGAAACCGUUUUCCUGUUCUGAAUGUGGGAAAUGUUUUAUACGAAAAUCAGAACUUGUCAAACAUCAGAGAUCUCACACAGAGGAGAAGCCAUACUUAUGUUCUGAAUGCGAGAAAUGUUUUUCACAGAAGUCUCAUCUUUCCAGACAUCAGAGGUCUCACACGGGGGAGAAGCCGUAUUCCUGUCCUGAGUGUGGGAAAUGUUUUUCAGGGAAGUUCAAUCUUUACAAACAUCAGAGAUCGCACACUGGGGAGAAGCCGUAUUCCUGUCCUGUGUGU
This is a messenger RNA of Rana temporaria (common frog), 1431 nucleotides long. Its product is annotated as zinc finger protein OZF-like. The record is from RefSeq and is a predicted model, not a curated record. Lineage: Eukaryota; Metazoa; Chordata; Amphibia; Anura; Ranidae. The annotation marks the transcript as partial. Gene Ontology annotation, biological process: regulation of cytokine production; negative regulation of transcription by RNA polymerase II; regulation of immune system process. The transcript is spliced from 3 exons.